Molecule: messenger RNA, 2242 nt
Organism: Anopheles funestus (African malaria mosquito)
Lineage: Eukaryota; Metazoa; Arthropoda; Insecta; Diptera; Culicidae
Exons: 3
Coding region: 732-2000 (422 amino acids)
Biological process (GO): sensory perception of smell; detection of chemical stimulus involved in sensory perception of smell
Cellular component (GO): plasma membrane
Molecular function (GO): odorant binding; olfactory receptor activity
Source: RefSeq, a predicted model, not a curated record
UAUUAAGAUAUCGCGAAUCAAUGAAGAAACUGACAAUUCCGAACACCUCUGUUUUCUAUUUUCGGAAGGAAAUGAGUAUCAUAUUGCAUGGAAUAUUUUCCACAUGUUGAGUCCCUUAAAGAGUAGAGCGGUUUGUCAUAGUUUGACACAUGUCAAAAUAAAAUAAAAUUGUUUUCAUAGAACAGACGUCAACUCAAUUUAGCACAAAAUAGGAAGGCAAUAAAAUCUAUUCUCUGUUUUUUCGUGAUGCAUUAAUAAAUCUCAAACAGUACUGUGAUCUCUAGCUUGUUUACCACAUUCUUGAUAAUUGAUAAACUACUGUUUUGCCGAAUCGAUGCAAACAUCUACUCCUUGCUAACAUUCCUAUAUCAGUUUGAUUAGUACCGUACUUUUUCAACAAUAUGAACGAAACGCUUGCUGCACAUCAAAAUCAAAAUGUCCAACAAAUGUGAAAUGCAUUUGGUGUGUGUUAAAAGAGGUGUUAAUGCAAUGUGAAAUACAUAUGAUGUAUAAUUCAAACUUUACACCCGUGUGCAACACAGCUUAUGUUUGUAUUGCAGCUCACUAUACAUCGUGCUCUGGUUUUGAUGUAUUAUUCACCACUAUUAAUGUACGUUAAUUAUUCAAUGUUAAUUACGCUAAGCCUUUAAAAACAACACUGCAAACACAUGCUCCUGCAGCUAGAAAACAUCAAUUUCAACCGAUGAAGCGUAUAAGACAUUCAGUUCAAGAUGUGUCUUCGACAGAUACAGACAAUUUUCCAAGUACUGCUUCGCCGUUUUAUUACAUUUAACGAUCAAUCUGAUUACUUCGAUCUGUAUAAAAUACUGGCAACCGUUUCUGCCAUUCAUUACGACGCAAUUUGCUGGAUCGAUCAGACACUCUGGAUCGUAUAUCGAUUUCUGCCGAUUUUGGUAAACGUAUCCUACUUUUAUAAAGCCUACCGGCUCAUUCUACUCCCGGAAGACAACACAUCGGCAGCCGUAGUUAUUGCGUCGGUAUGGGGCUUCACGGAAGGUACGCUUCGCAUCGGCAUCAUCGAAUUGUGCUAUGGUACACUGUCGAAGAUUAUGUCGUUUCUGAACGAACGUUCCUACCGCUGCCAAGACGCUCUGGUACGUCAGCAACGAGCGGCCUUGUUCGUUCGAAACAAUCGCAUUCAGUUUACACUCGUUGCCACAAUGCUAAUAGUAGCGGCGUGGUUCAUGACUACGCAGCUUUUCAGCAGAGAUGCUUUUAUGCUGCAAAUAAACGGUCAAGUAGUGGACAGCGCCGCUGUACAAAUUCUCUACGGCUUGUUGUGCAACGUUUGGGGCUUGAUCUACGUACUUUCGUUUGCAAUUUUCUACAUCAUUAUGAACACCUUGCAACUGGAGAUGAUGAUACUGUUGGAUGGUAUUGCCAGCGUACAGUUUACGGUUAUGAAUCGAGCAAAACAUCAACUCGAAAUCCUUGAACCAUCUGGACAUUCCUCGCAAAUGCAACAGCACGUCUUUUGGGGUAUGUUACAAUCGGAACUAAACAAAAACAUCUCACGGCAUGUUAAUCUUCUUGAUAUUCUCAAGGAGUUUAGCUCGAUAGUUGGCCCAUUUUCCUUUGUCCAGUAUUAUGGCACAUUUGCGCUCAUCGCAGACUGCGGUUUCAUCCUUUCAAUGGAAGGACUGUCAACAAAUGGUAUGAUCUAUCUAAUAUUUGUAACCGUACUAAUAUUUCAAUCGUUCAUCAUUUGUCGUGGAAUUGAGAAGAUAAACGAUCUGAACGAAGCGAUUGGUCACGAAUUGUACGCGGGUUUUAAUUGGCCUGAAUUAUUACAGUAUGAUGAACGUUUUCGCUAUCAGCAUGCGGCGGCUCGACACUCAUUGAUGCUUGUCAUAGGUCGAUCGCAAAAAGGGUUUCAGUGCUCCUACGGAGGCCUGGGAGGAAUUUCCAUGGAACGUUUCGCCCAGCUGAUGCAGAAAAGUUACUCCCUGUUGACGUUACUGCUUCAAUUUACCAAGUGAAAGUGAUGCAUACACCACAAUCAAACAAUAAACUUCUUCUUCUUCUUCUUUUGUGGCUUUACACAACCUCUAGAGGCCCGUCAUUUCUGGCUUUCUUUAGAGGGAUAGUAGUCUAAAUCCUGCGUACGGGAGUACGGUCCGAAUGGGAAUCCAAACCGACGAUUAUUUCAAUUAUUUUUGUUAUUUCAUUUCUAAUCAACGUACACCAGCGUCUUUGAAAGCUUUACACUACAAACAAAGUG